Lasiodiplodia theobromae is the source of this 1728-nucleotide messenger RNA. RefSeq lists its product as uncharacterized. The transcript has 2 exons. NCBI's taxonomy places the organism in Eukaryota, Fungi, Ascomycota, Dothideomycetes, Botryosphaeriales, Botryosphaeriaceae. The coding region runs from base 1 to 1728 and encodes 575 amino acids. The record is from RefSeq and is a predicted model, not a curated record.
AUGGACAUAGUCUACAACCGAGCUUCUGUUACAGGUGGCCUCAUCUCGACGCAGGUCACCAACCAAGCACAGCUUGAUGCUGUCUACAUGUUGACCAAUUUCCGGGCCGAGGAUGUGCGUGGAGGCAUGAGAUGGGUAGGCGACACACCUCCACCUGUCAUCAACCAGCAGAUAUUCAAUCACGUACUCGACUUCUUGGAGAUGGUGGGUAGGGAUCGCUGGUACACGCGUGCCUGGGUCGUUCAAGAGGCGCUCUGCGCAGGGACGAAGUUACUGAUUGCUCUCCGGCGAGGCCCCGUCGACGAACUUUCGAUUUCGAGCAAGGAAAUCCCGAGGUGGCUUUUCCCCCUCGGCAGUGCUCCACACCUGCUAGAUCACUGCAAGAUACGACAUGGCAGCUACAUUGGUCUCUCAAGAUACAACCACGGCCAUGACCUGCUCAGGACAGACGGUGUGCAUCUGCGGGCGUACCUUUGGACGGUUGAAGAAAGGUUGGAUUUCACUCCCAUUCAGCUCAAACAUGCCGAAACAUGGAACAGCCUGAAGUGUCUGAAGUUCAAUUUUGCAUACCUGAAGGACGACACCCACGAGGAUUUCCAAAGGCGACAGCGGCUGGUUACUGAGAAAUUUGCGAAGAACGACUUCCUCAUGCAACAAGUCCAGAACGUGCUCAAUACAGGCACUCGAGUCUUGCCAAGCAAUCUUCCCGGUUUGGAAAGUAUCUCUGACGAAGCUUUUACUAUCACAAACUUCGUGAAUUUCCAUCGCGUGGAAGGCAAUAUUCGGAUGCAGCGUGUACUUGCCGAUGUUAUUUUUGCGAUUCUCCGUUUUCUCUACCAUAAUAGGGAAAUAGAUCCUCGGGCUACGGGCCUCGCAAACAGCAUUUGGCAGUCGAUACGGGUUGAUACAGUUGAUGAAAACAGGGCAGACCUUCCUGACGAGGUUGGGGAAGUGUUAUUCAACCAUCCUGAUAUCGUUGCAAAUCCAUUCGCCACUCUUCAGCUGGACAAGACUCGCGACGACACAUAUAGUCAGAUAUGGUUCGUCGACCGCAUCAUGCGAGAUGGCCACCUCUGGAUUGGGCGCUACAACCGUGCCCCUUCCAUGAUGAGACGCAAACUGGGCUACAGAGGAAUUGAACGGAAAGCGGAUCUGCCGCAGGCCAAGAGUUCAACUUCAGGUACUUCCAAGGGGAAGAAAGCAGCCAUAGUUGAGGAGAAAAGUAUAUUUCCAGAAGACACCAUUCUGCGACGACAGUUGCGUCUCUGGAUGGCACGACUAUUUGUCGACCAAUCAUCAUUCUCGGAAAGCUUGGGAGAAUCUAGCCAUUCAGCCCAAAUCGAUACCAACUCCCUCGUCGGGUACAUGGACGUCGUAUCCCGUGGAAUCUGGCAACCUGAGGCCGAAGAGCGCCGAGUCGAAGGCCUCGUUUCUGCAUUCGAUGUCGACGGCCCGUCUCUUAUAAGCACUCUUUACGACGGAAACUGGGAAGUUCUGCCACGCCCAGAGAUUAGGAGUAUGAGCGUCUGCUGGGUGCUUGAAAGUGUGCAUUACAGGAAGGCGUCUACUGAAGAACAAGUCACUUCAGUAAGAGAAAUGGACCCUGAGGAUGCGAUGAAGACGAGUGAAAUGGAAGAGGAUACGGAUUGCGCGUACAAAGUCCUUGAUAAAGUCAAGGGCCUUUGGCAGCUCAUGGAUUACCCUCUCCAGCAGUAUACUUUUAUCUGA